AUGGGUCAAGGGUCGGUGUCAUGGGCUCGUGUGCUCUUGUUUGGACUUCUUGCCCCCCUUUCCGCCGCCGAUUCUUCCGACGGUCUAGCAUACGAAGCCAUCGACAAGAACCCUAUCUUUACCAGCAACUCGACCCAGCACGCUGCCCGAACUCCACUUAUUAACGGAUGGUGGGACUCGAAAAUAUGCUCCGGUGACUUCUGUGUCUUUACCAACCGGCGUCUCGGCAAAGGGCGCGGCCUUGUGGCUGUGACGAAGCUAGAAGAAGCCCAAAAGCUCGAGCAACUCGAAAACCACUUCAACAACGGCGAAAACAAAUACUUUGACGACCCCGCCCCCUUCACCACGACCGAUAUCCCGUACAAAGGUCCCAGCAUCACUGCGACCAAAACCAUUCGCCGCGGUAAACCGCUCAUGGUCUGGUCGCCCGUCCUGCUAGUCCACAAGGCCCUCUUCAACCAAGUCCCCAAAAAGAAAGAACGCACCCGCCUCCUCGAAACAGCCGUCUCCUACCUCCCCGACGCGACCCGCGCCAUCUUCAACCGCCAGCGCAUCCGCCCGGGGGAUGACACAGCCCACUCCCACCCUCGCUCGAUCGAAGAUAUCCUCCUAGCACACCCGUUCGAGAUCGACCUAGGGCAUGUCAACUGGCAGCGUGUCAACGACAACGACAACGAUGUAGAUGCGCAUUCGAAACACUACGUCAACUACCCGGAGGUGUCGGCCAUGCAGCACGACUGCCGGCCGAAUGUCGCGACGCACUUGGAUAAUUCCUUUUCGCUGCGUGCGACUGUGGCGCGCCGCGUGCAGCAGGGUGAGGAGUUGACGGUUAGUUAUAUUGAUCCGUUUCUGCCGCGGGAAGAGCGUACGGCGUGGGUGAAGCGGUAUCGUGGAUAUGGUGUGCCUGGUGGGGAGGAGGGUGGUGUGCAUAAUGGGUGUCCUUGUAAGGCGUGUACUCUGGAUGGAGCAAGCAAGGGGGAGAAGGUGGUGGCUGGGGAUGAGCGGUUGGAGGAGAUUCUCAAGCUGCGGGCGAUCUUGCGGAAUCAUGAUAGCAGGAACGUGGAUUUCCCAAUGAUCGAGAGAUUCGUGAAGCUGUGCGAGGAGGAGCGGCUGCACAUACGGUUUGCUGAGAUGUAUGAGUUGGCGGCGCUCAAUUUUAACUAUCUGGGGGAUGACAAGCGAGCGAAGAAGUAUGCCGAGUACGCGGUGCAGGCGGGUAUUGUUGAGGGUGGGUUGGAUUCCAACGAUGCCAUUGCCAUGCGCGUCAUGGCAAAGGAUGUUAAGGGUCAUUAUUCGUAUCGGUUUACGUUGAAGAGGAGGGGCGAGUAG
Dichotomopilus funicola is the source of this 1329-nucleotide messenger RNA. RefSeq lists its product as uncharacterized. NCBI's taxonomy places the organism in Eukaryota, Fungi, Ascomycota, Sordariomycetes, Sordariales, Chaetomiaceae. The coding region runs from base 1 to 1329 and encodes 442 amino acids. The transcript has a single exon. The record is from RefSeq and is a predicted model, not a curated record. Gene Ontology annotation, molecular function: protein binding.